This is a messenger RNA of Daucus carota subsp. sativus, 2077 nucleotides long. RefSeq names its product fatty acyl-CoA reductase 2, chloroplastic-like. Gene Ontology annotation, molecular function: alcohol-forming very long-chain fatty acyl-CoA reductase (NADP+) activity. Gene Ontology annotation, biological process: long-chain fatty-acyl-CoA metabolic process; suberin biosynthetic process. The record is from RefSeq and is a predicted model, not a curated record. Gene Ontology annotation, cellular component: intracellular membrane-bounded organelle. Bases 72 to 1766 code for a protein of 564 amino acids. The transcript has 9 exons. Lineage: Eukaryota; Viridiplantae; Streptophyta; Magnoliopsida; Apiales; Apiaceae.
UUUUACUUCAAAAUAACUUUGAGUUUUAGGUGUAACUAGCUAGCCUUAAAGUUCUAUCUGUAUUGCUACUUAUGGGAACUGUUUCUUUAAAUCUGUUUCCUCUGAUCUCCAGUCGACAAAGACUGGACAUUAACAGAGUUUCCGCUGAUCAGAGAUUGUUAAAAAAGAAGAGCAGUGCUAAUAUGUUCUUCCGUCUUGAUCAGAGCUCCAAAAAAGAUUCUUCUGCUCUGCAUUUGUGUGCGUAUAAUGGAAAGAAUAGUGGUGUCCUUGAAAAGGGCUUGGUAUCCCUUAAUGGUGCGCUGAAUUCAAAAGUGCACGAGGGGAUUGGAAUUAUUGACUUUUUUUCUGGCAAGAAAAUUCUUAUUACUGGUGCAACUGGAUUCUUAGCAAAAGUUCUUGUGGAGAAGAUUCUGAGGACCAUCCCAGAGGUGGAUAAGAUAUUUCUGCUGAUCAAAGCCAGGGAUAAGGAGGCUGCAAUGGAAAGACUAAUGAAUGAAAUUGUAGGUACAGAGCUCUUCAAGUGUCUACGGGAGAAGCAUGGAACAUCAUAUGAAAGGUUUGUCUUGGCCAAGUUGGUUCCUGUGGUUGGAAAUAUGCGUGAAACAAAUUUAGGCAUCAAGGAAGAUGUUGCUAAUCUUAUAGAAAAAGAAGUGGACGUAAUCAUCAAUUCUGCAGCCACUACAACAUUUGACGAAAGGUUUGAUGUUGCUCUUGAUAUUAAUACGAGAGGAGCUGCACGGAUUGUAAAUUUUGCUAAAAAGUGUAAGAAGCUCAAGUUAUACGUGCAUGUAUCAACAGCUUAUGCUUCGAGACGAAGUGAAGGAAAGAUCAUUGAAGAAUCGUUCGGUAAGGGGCAUUAUGUAGCAAACAGUGCUGGUAUGAUUGAAGCUGAAAUAAAGCUUGCAUCAGAAAUGAUAGAAUCUUCCAAGGAAAAUGAAAGAGAUCGAAAUCUCAAGGAUUUGGGUAUGAGUAGGGCACAGAAUUAUGGGUGGCCAAACACAUAUGCAUUUACCAAAGCAAUGGGUGAAAUGGUAGUCGAAGAUACAAAAGGACAACUGCCUGUAAUCAUACUUCGGCCUAGCAUCAUCGAAAGCACUUUAAACGAACCAUUUCCGGGUUGGAUAGAAGGUAACAGGAUGAUGGAUCCAGUUAUGCUCUUGUAUGGAAAAGGGAAACUCCCAGGGUUUUUUUUGAGCCCGGAAAUUGCCUUGGAUGUGGUACCAGCUGACAUUGUUGUAAAUUCAACAUUAGCGGCCAUAGCAAAACAUGGUGGCAAAGAAAGUAAGCUAGAAGACAACAAUGGUAGUGAUGAUCAUGUGUACCAGAUUACUUCAUCUGUUGCGAAUCCUUUGAUAACUCGGCAUCUGCUGGACCUGGUCUAUCAGCAUUUUAACUUAAAUCCUUGCUUUGAUCGUGAGGGAAAUCCAGUCCAAAUAUCAGCAUUCAAGUUCUUCGACUUCGUAGAAGAUCUGUUGGCUGACAUGAAGAGCACACAUGACAAUGAAGAGAUUUCUCCCAAACAGGAACUUAUUCGAAGAAAAUCAAUAGAAUAUUUUAAGUACAUGGCUAAUCUAUACCAACCCUACACCUUCUUUCAUGGAAGGUUUGAUAAUAACAAAAUGGCGAAACUAUGGGAGUGCUUGUCUGAAGAAGAAAGGAAGGAGUUUGGAUUUGAUGUAAGUUCCAUAGAUUGGAAAGACUACAUUGUAAGGAAACAUUUUCAUGGUGUAAGGAAGCAUGUCAUGAAGGAGACAGCCCUCAAGUAGUUAUAUUUUUGAGCAACACCUCGAUGCCUUUGCUCGGUAUGUUGAUGCCUAGGCUCCAAACUAUAAUCAUCUAUUGAUGCUCCAAUUGUCUUUAAAAUCUUGAUAAGAAUGGGGACGGGCAUCAUUUCUUCGUUUUUAUUAUCAUCCAUGCUGAUGCUCUUAUUGUCUCGAAAAUCUAGAGAGGUGUGGGCAGAUGAAAUUAUUUCUUUGUUAUAAUCAUUAAUCUCAAUAAUGUAUCUUUUUUACUGAUAUAAUCUUUCAUGCCCUCAGUCUAGCUGAAUUAACUGAUCUACAGAUGAAUACUGAGCGAA